AUCAACUUUGUGGAAGUGUCAGUCACGAUUCACGAACAUAAAGAAUAGAAUAGAAUACACUUUUUAUCUUCGACUUCACUGCGAAGAUUGAAGUAAAGUAAAGUAAAUCUCCAUAUUCGUCAACUGCUUUUGGGAGAUAGCAGGCAGUUUUAGUGGUUUAGGUAUAACAGGCGGCGGAGCAGAGCUCCAGCUGCAGCAGUGCGUGCAAGGUUUCUUAAAUUCUCAGCAGAAGAAGAAGCAGUAGUGUUGCGUAGUUGAUCUGUAUGGAGGAGUAUAUUAAGGAGAAUUACGGGGAAGUGAAGGCGAAGAACUCAUCGGAGGAAGCUUUGGAGCGAUGGAGGAAGCUCUGCUGGCUCGUCAAGAAUCGCAAGCGGAGGUUUCGAUUCACCGCUAAUCUGUCCAAGCGCUUCGAAGCUCGUGCUAUUCAGCGCUCCAAUCAGGAGAAACUAAGAAUUGCUGUUCUGGUUUCACAAGCUGCACUUAGCUUUAUUCAAGGUGCAAGUUACUCUGUCCCUGAGGACGUCAAGGCUGCCGGCUUUCAGAUAUGUGGUGAUGAGUUAGGUUCUAUUGUUGAGGGUCAUAAUUUGAAGAAGCUGAAAGUUCAUGGUGGGGUUGACGGCCUUGCGGACAAGCUCUCGACAUCAGUUGCAAAUGGGAUUUCUACUUCUGAGGAUUCUCUUAGCAGAAGAAAAGAUAUAUAUGGAAUUAAUAGGUUUACUGAGAGCCCAGCCAGGGGAUUUUGGAUAUUCGUAUGGGAAGCCCUUCAAGAUACGACACUGAUGAUACUUGCUGUAUGUGCUUUUGUGUCUUUAGUGGUUGGUAUAUUGACUGAAGGAUGGCCAAAGGGUGCUCAUGAUGGACUUGGGAUUGUUGCUAGUAUCCUGCUUGUGGUAUUUGUCACUGCUACGAGUGAUUAUAAACAGUCUUUACAGUUUAAGGAUUUAGAUAAAGAGAAAAAGAAGAUCACAGUUCAAGUUACUAGAAAUGGCUUGAGGCAAAAAAUUUCAAUUUAUGAUUUACUUCCUGGUGAUAUUGUUCAUCUUGCCAUUGGGGAUCAAGUCCCAGCUGAUGGACUCUUUGUUUCAGGGUUUUCCUUGUUGAUAGAUGAAUCAAGCUUAACUGGAGAGAGUGAACCAGUUAAUGUGACAACUGAAAAUCCUUUUCUCCUUUCCGGAACCAAAGUCAGGGAUGGAUCUUGCAAAAUGCUUGUUACUACUGUCGGGAUGAGAACCCAAUGGGGUAAAUUGAUGGCUACUCUUAGUGAAGGAGGAGACGAUGAGACCCCAUUGCAGGUUAAACUGAAUGGAGUUGCAACUAUUAUUGGCAAGAUUGGUCUCUUCUUUGCUGUUAUUACAUUUGCUGUUUUGGUGCAAGGUUUAUAUAUCCGCAAGUUGAGAGAAGGCUCCCACUGGAGCUGGUCUGGAGAUGAUGCUCUGGAAAUGCUGGAAUAUUUUGCUAUUGCAGUUACAAUUGUUGUAGUGGCUGUUCCUGAAGGGCUUCCUUUGGCUGUGACUUUGAGUCUUGCAUUUGCUAUGAAGAAGAUGAUGAAUGAUAAAGCACUUGUCCGCCAUUUGGCAGCGUGUGAGACAAUGGGAUCUGCCACUACUAUAUGUAGUGACAAGACAGGGACACUAACUACUAAUCACAUGACCGUUGUAAAAGCUUGCAUGUGUGGGAAGAUUAAAGAUAGUUCAGUGGACGUUCGUACAUUUGGCUCUGAGGUUCCCGAUUCUGCAAUGAACAUACUAUUGGAGUCCAUAUUUAACAACACUGGAGGUGAAAUAGUUAAAAGUAAAGAUGAAAAAAUUGAAAUCUUGGGAACACCCACCGAAACUGCUCUAUUGGAAUUUGGGCUUUUGCUUGGAGGAGAUUUCCAGGCAGUGCGCCGAGCAUCAGAAAUCAUAAAAGUUGAACCAUUUAAUUCUAUCAAGAAACGAAUGGGUGUAGUUGUAAGACAUCCUAAUGGAGGCUUGCGUGCACAUUGUAAAGGUGCAUCUGAAAUAAUUUUGGCAGCAUGUGACAGCACCUUAGGCCCUAACGGUGAGGUUAUUCCUUUAGAUGCAGCAUCAGUUGACCAUCUGAAAUGCUCAAUUGAAAAAUUUGCAUGUGAAGCUCUUCGAACUAUUUGCCUUGCUUAUAAGGACGUAGGAAGUGACUUCUCUGUUGAUAACGCUAUUCCCUUUGAGGGAUAUACUUGUAUAGGAAUCGUAGGUAUUAAAGAUCCUGUGCGUCCUGGUGUCAAGGAGUCUGUUGCAAUUUGUAGGUCGGCUGGGAUUACUGUGAGGAUGGUCACAGGAGACAAUAUAAACACUGCCAAAGCGAUUGCUAGAGAAUGUGGCAUCUUGACUGAUAGUGGAAUUGCAAUUGAAGGCCCAGAAUUCCGAGCAAAGAGUGAGGAGGAAUUGGCUGAAAUUAUUCCAAGACUGCAGGUCAUGGCUCGUUCUUCACCAAUGGAUAAGCACACACUAGCAAAACAUUUGCGUACUACAUUUCAAGAUGUGGUUGCAGUGACUGGAGAUGGUACAAAUGACGCUCCUGCACUCCAUGAAGCAGAUAUUGGACUCGCUAUGGGCAUUGCUGGAACUGAGGUGGCUAAAGAGAGUGCUGAUGUCAUAAUUCUAGAUGAUAACUUCUCAACAAUUGUUACUGUGGCCAAGUGGGGACGCUCUGUAUAUGUGAAUAUCCAAAAAUUUGUCCAGUUUCAGCUGACAGUUAAUGUGGUUGCCCUAAUUGUCAACUUUUCUUCAGCCUGUUUGACGGGUGUUGCUCCCCUCACUGCUGUUCAGCUUCUAUGGGUCAACAUGAUCAUGGAUACACUCGGUGCACUCGCUCUGGCUACUGAACCUCCUACUGAUGACUUGAUGAAGUGCCCACCUGUUGGAAGAAAAGGGAACUUCAUCAGCAAUGUAAUGUGGAGGAAUAUUUUCGGACAAUCAUUAUAUCAGUUUGUUAUCAUAUGGUAUCUUCAAGGUUCGGGAAAAGCAGCCUUUCAUCUUGAUGGCCCCGAUUCUGAUUUGGUUCUCAACACGCUCAUUUUCAAUGUAUUUGUCUUCUGCCAGGUUUUCAAUGAGAUCAGCUCGAGGGAUAUGGAGAAGAUCAACGUGUUCCAUGGCAUACUAAACAACUAUGUAUUUGUUGCCGUUAUUAGUUGCACGGUCCUAUUCCAAAUCAUCAUCGUUGAAUUCCUGGGCACUUUCGCAAACACCACUCCUCUUACCUGGCAACAAUGGUUUGCAACUGUUGCCAUCGGAUUCCUAGGCAUGCCUGUUGCUGCUGCAAUUAAGAUGAUCCCUGUAGGAUCCCUCUGAAUUCCUGGUGAAGAUAUAAUGACUUGAAAUAGAACCAUGAAAAAGACCUUUGAUAUGUCAAGUUCAGGUUUUGGUGGAACUAGUUGCAGCGACCCGAGACUGUAAGAUAGUAUUAAGGUUGAACAUCCCCUGAUACAGUUGCUGGAAAAGGUGGUCUGUUUUGGCAGUUAAUCCUAAAGAACAUGGAAUCGGGCUUUUGAAGCUAUCAGAACAGUGGGAAUUCAUUGUUGAAUACCUUGAAAUUCAAGGUAUUAAGAUUGUUUUGCAGCAUUCUUGUCAUUGAAUUUUGUGAUGGGCAAAAUUCUGCAGAAAUCAUGAUCUGAUUCUCUGCAAAACUCUUUAAUUAGCGAUUUUGUUUGUCCUUUGUAUACCAUAUAAUUCUUUUAUCAUGCUUUAGUCC
Ipomoea nil (Japanese morning glory) is the source of this 3708-nucleotide messenger RNA. Its product is annotated as calcium-transporting ATPase 1, chloroplastic. The transcript has 7 exons. Gene Ontology annotation, molecular function: ATP hydrolysis activity; calmodulin binding; P-type calcium transporter activity. Gene Ontology annotation, cellular component: membrane; intracellular membrane-bounded organelle. The coding region runs from base 264 to 3308 and encodes 1014 amino acids. The record is from RefSeq and is a predicted model, not a curated record. NCBI's taxonomy places the organism in Eukaryota, Viridiplantae, Streptophyta, Magnoliopsida, Solanales, Convolvulaceae. Gene Ontology annotation, biological process: calcium ion transmembrane transport.